Messenger RNA from Pan troglodytes (chimpanzee), 4079 nucleotides. RefSeq names its product EMAP like 1 (gene EML1). The coding region runs from base 98 to 2659 and encodes 853 amino acids. The record is from RefSeq and is a predicted model, not a curated record. Gene Ontology annotation, biological process: microtubule cytoskeleton organization. Gene Ontology annotation, molecular function: microtubule binding. Gene Ontology annotation, cellular component: mitotic spindle. Lineage: Eukaryota; Metazoa; Chordata; Mammalia; Primates; Hominidae. The transcript is spliced from 24 exons.
AGCGCCAGCGCCGGUCGCGGUCGGGCUCAGCUCAGUGUGUGGUGAGCGGCGGCGGCGCGGCCGGGCCGGGGAGCGGGCGGGGCCCGGCGGCCUCAGCAUGGAGGACGGCUUCUCCAGCUACAGCAGCCUGUACGACACGUCCUCGCUGCUCCAGUUCUGCAACGAUGACAGCGCUUCUGCUGCAAGUAGCAUGGAGGUGACAGACCGCAUUGCUUCACUGGAGCAGAGAGUCCAGAUGCAAGAAGACGACAUCCAGCUGCUCAAAUCAGCUCUAGCUGAUGUGGUUCGGCGGCUGAACAUUACUGAGGAACAGCAGGCCGUGCUUAACAGGAAAGGACCUACCAAAGCAAGACCACUGAUGCAGACCCUGCCUUUAAGAACCACGGUCAACAAUGGCACUGUGUUACCAAAGAAACCUACUGGCUCUCUACCAUCCCCCUCCGGGGUCAGGAAAGAAACUGCUGUGCCAGCAACCAAAAGAUUAAACAGAUCUGUGAGUCUUCUCAAUGCUUGCAAACUGAAUAGAUCGACACCAAGUAACAUCAAGAGGACCAGCUCUUCUGAACGAGUGUCUCCUGGGGGUCGAAGGGAAAGCAAUGGGGAUUCCAGAGGAAACCGGAAUCGCACAGGCUCCACCAGCAGCUCUUCCAGUGGCAAAAAGAACAGUGAAAGCAAACCCAAGGAGCCUGUAUUCAGUGCAGCCCUUCUGUCUCUGUCUCCGAAAUCACAAGGGAAACGCCGGGUGACACACUGCAAAGAAGAAGGCUAUGUAAAAAUGUUUCUUCGUGGACGCCCUGUUACCAUGUACAUGCCCAAAGAUCAAGUGGAUUCUUACAGCUUGGAAGCAAAAGUAGAACUUCCAACCAAGAGACUCAAGCUGGAAUGGGUCUAUGGGUACAGGGGUCGAGACUGCCGUAACAACCUGUACUUGCUUCCGACGGGAGAGACCGUCUACUUCAUCGCAUCCGUGGUGGUGUUAUACAACGUGGAGGAGCAACUGCAGAGGCAUUACGCUGGUCACAACGAUGACGUGAAGUGCCUAGCAGUUCAUCCUGAUCGGAUCACGAUAGCAACAGGACAAGUUGCGGGCACAUCGAAGGAUGGAAAACAAUUGCCCCCACAUGUGCGCAUCUGGGAUUCUGUGACAUUGAAUACUCUCCACGUCAUUGGAAUAGGUUUUUUUGACCGAGCAGUCACCUGUAUUGCAUUCUCAAAAUCUAAUGGAGGAACCAAUCUCUGUGCUGUGGAUGACUCCAACGACCACGUGCUCUCUGUAUGGGACUGGCAGAAAGAAGAAAAACUGGCAGAUGUGAAGUGCUCUAAUGAAGCUGUGUUUGCUGCGGAUUUCCACCCCACGGACACCAACAUCAUAGUUACCUGUGGAAAAUCACAUCUCUACUUUUGGACACUAGAAGGAAGCUCCCUUAAUAAGAAGCAAGGAUUAUUCGAGAAACAAGAAAAGCCAAAGUUUGUCCUCUGUGUGACUUUCUCUGAAAACGGUGACACCAUUACUGGAGAUUCAAGUGGCAACAUCUUAGUAUGGGGAAAAGGUACAAAUCGAAUAAGCUAUGCAGUUCAGGGGGCCCAUGAGGGUGGCAUUUUUGCACUUUGUAUGUUAAGAGAUGGCACACUGGUGUCGGGAGGUGGGAAAGACCGAAAGCUCAUUUCUUGGAGCGGAAACUAUCAAAAACUUCGUAAAACGGAGAUUCCAGAACAGUUUGGUCCAAUACGGACAGUGGCCGAGGGGAAAGGCGAUGUGAUCUUGAUUGGCACAACUCGAAACUUUGUCCUGCAGGGCACUCUGUCAGGGGACUUCACACCCAUUACUCAGGGUCACACUGAUGAGCUCUGGGGACUGGCCAUCCAUGCCUCAAAACCUCAGUUCUUGACCUGUGGGCAUGACAAGCAUGCCACUCUCUGGGACGCUGUGGGUCACCGUCCCGUCUGGGACAAAAUAAUAGAGGAUCCAGCUCAGUCUUCUGGUUUUCAUCCUUCAGGGUCUGUGGUUGCAGUCGGAACACUCACUGGGAGGUGGUUUGUGUUUGACACAGAAACAAAAGACUUGGUCACCGUUCACACAGAUGGAAACGAACAGCUCUCUGUAAUGCGAUACUCACCAGAUGGGAAUUUCUUAGCCAUAGGCUCACACGACAACUGCAUCUAUAUAUAUGGCGUUAGUGAGAACGGGAGGAAGUACACGCGAGUGGGCAAGUGCUCGGGUCAUUCCAGCUUCAUUACUCACCUGGACUGGUCUGUAAACUCACAGUUCCUCGUGUCAAAUUCCGGAGACUACGAAAUCCUCUACUGGGUUCCCUCUGCCUGUAAGCAAGUCGUAAGUGUGGAAACUACGAGAGACAUUGAAUGGGCUACCUAUACCUGCACUUUGGGAUUCCAUGUUUUUGGAGUGUGGCCAGAAGGCUCGGACGGAACCGACAUCAAUGCCGUCUGUCGGGCCCAUGAGAAGAAACUCCUGUCAACAGGCGACGACUUUGGCAAAGUGCACCUCUUCUCAUACCCCUGCUCGCAGUUCAGGGCUCCAAGCCACAUCUACGGCGGGCACAGCAGCCAUGUCACCAAUGUCGAUUUCCUCUGUGAAGACAGCCACCUCAUCUCCACGGGCGGGAAAGACACAAGCAUCAUGCAGUGGCGCGUCAUUUAGUACCCACCGAGAGCUGUGGGGAGCAGCAUGGGCAAGGAAGACACAGACUCGCAUUACCCUUGGUCACUGUGAUUUCUGUUUUGUUUAAAAAAUUCUUACAAACCUCAGGAAAACUGUGCCCUCCGCCGGCUACCUUAGCUUAGUGCGUCAGCGGGCGCCACAGCGGAUCAGCGGUUCCGUGUUCACUUUUGUUAUACAAUAUAUGACACAGUGCACAUUGAAUACCAACAAGGUUGCAACGUUUACAUUAUAGCCACAUCAACAGAAGUAACUGGUAUAUUCUUAGUAACUUUUCUAUGAACUCUUCAAAAAUGGUCACAGAAUGCCUUUUAAAACAUUGUAUAUAAUCUUCACUGUUUCACCAUCUAGCUUGCUAAGUCAAAUAUUUAUGAUGAUAAUGAGGUACUGAACCAUGAUGGCUGUUGAGGAAUUGGUCCUAAAAGGACAGAUCACUUCAGAAGAGUGAAUAACUGAUUUGCACAGCUGGAUCAGGAGACACAAAGAUGAGACCGUGUUUGGUUACAUUUUCCAAAGUUUCAUUGCAUUCUCCCUUGCGGAGGCCGCGAGACAGGGCUUGCAUCCCCCUUGUGCGAAGCAGACUCUACUCCUAACUGACUCCAAUAUUUCAGCAGGGCACACAGGCGUUUCCAAGUUUCAGUGACACCAUCCUGCCUAACCAGAUGCGGUCAGCCUCUUCACACCCACCUGGCUUGCAUCCCCCAUCCCUUGUUCACACGCCCUGAUUCACGGUGAGACAUUUUGCCACCUUCUUGUGUAUAUUACUUGGCAUGAGAUGAUAUUGUAUAGGAUUCUAGCAAUUCAUAAUAAAUAUGUAAGACUAGGCUUUACUGUCUUAUGCUUAUGGACAUUGUAUAUUUGUAUUUUAUGACCAAGUAGACCAAGUCAGAAAGAUCUCUCUCGAGCGUACCAUAAACCUGCAGAGAGAAGUCUCGAAAGGCUCCACCAGGUACCAAGGGCAGCUGCUUUUCCUGUCUUUUGUGCAUGGGCGACCCAUUACAGUAUGAGAUAAGAUUGAGUUCUGAUGCGUUCAACGGAGGUGGCAGAAAUUUGUCAAGAAGGCCUUAUCCAUUUCGAUUGUGUGACAGAUGGAAAUUUAUUGUUUACAUUGGGGAAUGUAUCUCAAAUUUUUAAAUAGAAGAGUAAUAAACAGACUUUAAAGCAAAUAUGAAGAUUUUUACUCAUUCAAGGCAAGUAAAUGAAUGGAAUUAUCUGAGCUCUAUGGCACUGGUUGUUUAGAGUGACUGAUGAAGUGCAACUUUCAAAAACAUUUUUGAUGACAUCACCAGCCUACUGCAGAAGUGCAGGGCACCAGUAAACACCAUGUAUUAUUGAAGAUGAAGCUGUUUGUAUGUAUCCUUGUCAAAUAUAUUCUAUAAUGAAAUAAAAUCUGAAAAGUGGA